Messenger RNA from Ziziphus jujuba (common jujube), 2097 nucleotides. RefSeq names its product cell division control protein 48 homolog C. The record is from RefSeq and is a predicted model, not a curated record. The annotation marks the transcript as partial. Gene Ontology annotation, cellular component: nucleus. Lineage: Eukaryota; Viridiplantae; Streptophyta; Magnoliopsida; Rosales; Rhamnaceae. The transcript is spliced from 10 exons. Gene Ontology annotation, molecular function: RNA binding; preribosome binding; ATP hydrolysis activity. Gene Ontology annotation, biological process: ribosome biogenesis.
AAUAAAAAUGAUGGUGUGAGUUUUAAGGAUCUGGGAGGUAUGAAGGAGUUGUUGAUGGAGGUAGAGGACACGGUGAUUGUGCCUCUUCUUAAACAUAGGAAGCUGGUAGACAAGGGUAUAGAGUUAAGGAUGGGCAAUAUUCUUUUUCAUGGUCCUCCUGGUUGCGGCAAGACCACUUUGGCUCAUGCCAUUGCCAAUGAGUCUUCUUUACCUCUUUAUAAGCUUUCCCCUUCUGAUAUAGCAGGUGGACCUCAAGAAGAAAUCCUUCAAAAACAUUUCUCAAAAGCUUACAAGACAGCCCCUUCAAUCAUAUUUAUUGAUGAGAUCGAUGCAAUAGCUUCAAAACGAGAUAAUUUACAACUACAAUCUGACCGAAGGAUUGUGACACAACUGAUGAGUUGCAUGGAUGAAUGCCAUAGGCAUUCCCUGUUGCCUACUAGUCAUGAAGAUUCUUGCUAUGUUCUCGUGAUUGGUGCGACCAAUAGGCCUCAUGCUCUUGAACCUGCAGUCAGAAGACCUGGUAGAUUCGAAAAGGAGAUUCUUCUUGGUGUCCCGGAUGAAAAUGCUAGGUUUGACAUUCUUUCUCGCAAGCUUAAGCUACCUCCUCAUCAUCAUCAAGCCUCCUCCUCCUUGGACAUUCUUAAGAUAGCCAGGUCUACUCCAGGUUUUGUUCCCACUGAUUUUGAUGCCCUGAUUUCUCAAGCUAAUUCCAUUGCCUUACGGAGAGCUAUAAACAUUAGAAAGCCUAGGGAAUCUAGAAAUUUUUCUGAAGACGAUGGCCAUAAGUUGUGGAAGGAAACUUGGUUGGAUGAUGCUAUUGACAAUCUCAACCUUACCAUGACUGAUAUCGAGGCAAUUACAAAGGUUCAACCCUCGUCUAAAAAAGAAGGUUCUUGUGAGAUUCCUAAUGACAAAUGGGAAGAUAUUGGUGGGUUGCAUGAUAUAAGGCAGGAAUUGGAACGAUCUCUUAUUAAUUGUAUCAAGUAUCCCGAGCAUAGUAAGAGAUGUGGAAGGGCCAUCGAAACAGGAUUUUUAUUAUUUGGACCUAAGGGCUGUGGUAAGACAUCAAUUGCAAAGGCUGUUGCUAAUGAAGCAAGAGCUAAUUUCAUUUAUAUCCAGGGUCCAGAACUUUUGGAUAAAUAUGUUGGAGAAAGUGAAAGGGCCAUCCGAACCUUGUUUAGUCGUGCAAGGACAUGUUCACCAUGCAUAAUUUUCUUUGAUGAGAUGGAUGGCUUGAGAGAAAAGAGAGAGUUCCAGAAGGGACGAGUGGUUCAGCAGCUAGUGACUCAGUUACUUACGGAGUUAGAUGGAAGAAACAAACGGGAUGGUGUAUUUGUAAUUGGUGCCACAAACAGAAUCGAUCAUAUAGAUGAGGCCUUUCUGCGGCCAGGUAGAUUCUGUAAACGUCUUUAUGUACCACUGCCCGGUCCAGAUGAACGUGGAAUGAUCUUAAAAGCUCUUGGAAAGGAGAGACCAAUAGAUCCUACUGUGAAUUUGAUUGACAUUGCAAAGAUGGAAGCUUGUGAGAAUUUUAAUGGGGCUGACCUUUAUCAUCUGAUGCGCGAAGCUACACUUGCUGCUCUAGAUGAAGCAAUAGCUAACAGCAGUACUUCGGAUACAUCUCAACGGACAGUCAAAGUGAAACACUUUGAGCAAGUUGUCACUAAAAUCUCCCCUUCUGUGUCAAAAAUGGAAAAAAAGCUGCAGUGGAGGUUGGCUAAGAGGUUCAUGGCGUGUAACCUGCAAAGAAACACAACAGAGGGACAUUCGGAAUGAAGAAGUGUUUCACCAUUAAUCUUAGGCCAAAUAGGUUUAUUUAUUUAUGAAGAUGAAUACUAAUGGGAGUCAAGUAGUCAGCCGGCCAAUAUCUAUUGUCAAGUCUCUAGCAGGAAGGCCUUUGUGACAUGCAUCUUUAUUUCACAAAUGAAUGAAGGAAGUUCAGAUCAUCUAGAUAGUCAGCUAGAGACCUUUUAGAUUUGAUUUAUGCCCUUUCGUAUAGAGCAACCAUAUUUUCGUACAAUUUUGAAAAUUGUUCAUAUUAUGAGAUGAACUUUACAUAGAAACCAUUCCAAUGAAAAUUCCUUGGUUUGGUCUACA